AUGUCGCAAACAGAAAGUACUAGUAGAGAAAAUGAUCUAUAUGCGGACUCCCCUUGGUUCAAGACACGCGUUGAAGGGCCUAUGGGACAUAUGUGGCUGCGAGCGCAAUCCAUCUUCCUUAUGUCAAAAAAUUAUUCCAAGGAGCUCCCAUGGUUUCAAAUCGCCAAUACUAUAGAAUUCGAACACACAAGAUCUGAUUAUCGACAACAUGACUCUCCUGAUUUAGCCAGUGAUCAAAGAGAAAUAGGAUCAGGAAGAGAAUCAGGACAUAUAUUCUAUGUAAAUCCGCCAAUUCGAAAGUUAAUUGAUCUCAUCAUCACCCGAUGGAAUCCAAUUUAUCUCAGCGAAAUAUCUUCUGUGGAAACAUUGCAUGUUUCGUUGAUACCAAACCGUUUAAAAAACUUAACUGAUGUCGUUUCGUUUCUCAGUGAAAUAAACUCUGAUAGCACAACUCAAGAUAAACUGGAGACAUUUCAGUCGUGUCUGACUACGCUACACUAUCAUGAAGUGUGGGCUUCAAUAGUCCAAGAUCACCACAAUAUUGAAAUGCAGAUCAAAGAUCGUAAAUUUACUAUUUGUGUGAAAAGCAUUAAACCCAAUAUGACAGGAUGUAAAACAAAGGAAGCUGCACUGAUCGUAGGAACAACAAACAUGAUUUCAAGCAUCUACGUUUCAAAGGAAUGUGGCGAAGCUAUAAAACAGGAGCAACAGAAGAACGGUUCGACAAUGCUUGAUUUACUGAAGCUAAGCAACAUAACAUCACCUGUGCGCAUGAUCAGUGCUAUUGAUAACCUGAACCGUUGGUCUUAUGGAUGUAAUCUAAUUAUUCCCAGGCCUGAAGAUCCGUACUUCGACUUGCCAAAUGGCUUCGAUUCUUCGAAGACGAUACAAAGAGAUGGCUUCAAUUCAGAUCAAUCCAAAGCUAUCGAUAUCAGUGCGUGUAUGCACGAAGAUCGUGAAGAUCGAUUGCAUUUGAUCUUCGGUCCACCAGGUACUGGUAAGAGUCGUACAAUCGCGGGCAUCGUUUUAAAUUUACUAUCAAACUAUUUGUACCAAAGAAAAAAAAUAUUGGUAUGCGCGCCGUCGAAUAGUGCAUGUGAUGUGAUAUCGUGUCAUAUUCUUCAAAGAUUAUCAAAACAACAAAGAGGUACUAAGUUGAAUUUAAACUAUUCGGAUUCUCUAAUGCUUAUUCACUUUGUUACAGAUGAACACACUCUCAUUCGCAUUGGUUCGCAACCACCCAUAGACGAAGAUCUCUCGAAUAAUUUCCUGAGUUUUCUGGUACUUGAAGAAAUUUUCAAUGCUCUACAACGAGAGCCCGCCACUAAAAAAGUAGAUUUAACCAAACUUCAGAAAAACAUCUUAAAUAAAGCAACAGUUAUUGUAUCAACACUCAAUAAUUGUGCGAGUUCCCGCUUAUCAUCACUCAUAGGUCAAGUUAGUUUUGUGAUCAUUGACGAAGCAAGUCAAAGUUUGAUGGCAGACUGUUUUAUACCUAAUCGAUUCAACUGCGCUAGAACGAUUCUGGUUGGCGAUCCAAAGCAACUGCGACCAACAGUCCUAAGCAAAGCUGGCCAAGAUAAUGGUCUCAAUCGAUCGCUCUAUGAGCAUCUCUAUCAAACCUUGGAAAAUUAUGGUCGAAUCACUACUCUAACAAUGCAAUAUCGGAUGCACUCGAAAGUGUGCUCGUUUCCAAACCGUACUUUUUAUAAGAAAAUGUUGAAAACAGAUCCGUCAGUGGACGAACAUAUGAAACACAUUGGUCUACGGCACAUUUACUGCUAUAAUAGAUCGAUGCCUGGAGCAAUGAGAGAAGAUGAUAAUUCCAUUAAAAAUGAAGGCGAGGCCGUAUUUGUUAAACAGCUUUGUGACCUUCUCAUUGAUCAUAUCGGAGGCCAACAAUUGGAUGUUCAAAAGCAAAUUGCUGUUAUCAGCCCGUACCGAGCUCAUAAGUAUUAUCUUCGAAGUCUUCUUCCCCCUCAUGUCGAAGUGAUGACUGUCGAGGGCGCACAGGGAAGGGAAAAAGAUUUCAUCAUUUUUUCGUGUGUCCGUAGUGGUGAACAAAUCGGCUUCUUGAAUGAUCAACGACGACUCAAUGUUGCGUUGACACGUGCAAAAAAAGGUCUUUAUAUUGUCGGGAACCUCAGAGAAAUAGCACAAAAAGAUGAUUUUUGGAAAAGUUUACUUGUCGAUGCUGAAAAAAGGGGUAUUAUUUUUGACGUGAAAGAAGAUGAUCUGCCGGCCUUACCAAGAUGCCAAUCACAAAAUGUUUAA
This is a messenger RNA of Rotaria socialis, 2274 nucleotides long. NCBI's taxonomy places the organism in Eukaryota, Metazoa, Rotifera, Eurotatoria, Philodinida, Philodinidae. The record is from the annotation of a GenBank genome assembly.